CUACCAGCUGGAUAAAGCACUCUAGGAAAUGUGGCGAAUGAAUCCUUUGUUACUAUAAAACAAUAGCCGUUAAGUGGCUAUUAUGUAAUGUUGUUUCUUAAGUCUGAGUUGGAUGGCUUGUUGAUUUUGGAACUUGAGAGAGAAUUCCUGUAAAACUAUUACUUUCUUUUGGCUAAUCUCAAGACUUCGGAUACAAAAAAAAAAAUCAAAGAAUUUUCAAGUAGAUUACCUAGAUCAGAAACCAAGCAUUGGCAAUAUUAAAACCCUAUUGGGUAGAGUUUAUUUUCUCAUGUGAAGAUUAAUGUUAUCUACUUUGUAGUCUUCAUCUGAGCACUCGUCCAGAUAAACACAAUUUGCUCACCCAAAAACUGGUUCACUUUAGAAUUGGCUUAUGCUUGCUCAACUACCCCAGAGGGUAGGCAGGUAGCAAAACAAGUGCAUGUCACCUGCUUGGCAAAUUGGAUGAAUGAUUGCAAAUUUGCAUUUCCCAUACAGGGUAAGCCUCUAAGCCAAAAGAUUACUCAUCUGUGAUCUCAAGUUAUGACCAUUAUGGUCAUUGAUGGGACAGAUGGAAUGUGGGAAAGUUCAGGGUAACUUGGUAGUAGUUCCUGUUACGGAGUCUGUGAAAUAAGCUUCUGUAUUUAUGGGUCAUAAUUUCCUGUUAUAUCUUAGGAUUCGAUGUCUAGAGUUAGAUGUUCGGACCAUGGAGUUAAUAAGGAAAAAUUGCUCUGUUUUUGCUCUGUGGCCUGUAAAACUUGCAUGUAGCAUUCUCUCUCAGUAGAUGUUUUCUCUCCUAUUAAAUUCAGGUAAGUUGGCCUUAGAAAUCAAUAGUGGUUCUGACUUUGGCUCAAGAUCUACUCCCUUCGAUCUCUUUCUUACAUCUUGGUGGUUUUGAGGGCAUUUUACCAACAAAGCCAUCGCCUAAACCAUCUCCUGGCAGGUGGAUUUCAUGUUUCUUUGACAUUGUGAGGAUUGCUUUUCACUUGAAAACUCCUGACAGGAAGCUCUUUAAACAAGAACACUUUUGGUUUUUCUGUUUUUUAAACGUUUUUAUUAGUAUAUAAUAGUUAUACAGGGGGAUUCGUUAUGACAUAUCCAUAUCUGCAUAGGUUGUCCUUCAGUUUGGUUCCUCCCUUCCAUUAUUCUCCCUCUUCCUCCUCCCCAUUCUUAAAAAUGACUUCAGUUAGGCUUCAAUGUUCCAUAUUCAUAUAUGUAUAGAAAAUACAUUGACCAUUUCCACCCUUCCUAACCUUCAUCAUUCUCCGUCAGACUGGGUAAUUUGGGCAUUAAAAGGUACGGAUGGUGAACUGCUUACAAUAGCUAUAUUAUGAUGCUACUUUUGGAUGCCAUUCCUAGGAUAUGCACACAUUCCAUUGAAUGGACCCCAGGUUGAAAAACCCAUGAGGGAAAAUUGUUCUGACUCUUGGCACUGAGAGAUGUAUUCAGAAGUGUUGUAUUCAAGCCAGAAUAAAUAUAUAUGCCCUUUACACUUCUUUCAGUUAGUAGAAAUCACUUCUAAACACUUUGGCAUUAAGGAAGCUCGUCAUGACCUAUUGUUCCAGAAAGAUUAUAGUUCUGUUUUAAGCCAGUUCUUUAGUUCCCAUGCAAGUGACAUGCCCAGCCUGGAGCUGAAGAAACAGCCUUCGCUUUUCAAACCUUCUGUUCUUAUAGGUGUGUCCAGCAGGCAGUGGCUUGUAGCUGUUCCUUCAGCCACUUAACAGUUGCCGAACAAGCAACCGGAAAAGCUUGAUAGGUAAUGGCCAGUCACCAGCAUUGCCUAGACCGCACUCACCUCUCUCUGCUCAUGCAGGAAAUAGCCCUCAAGAUAGUCCAAGAAAUUUCUCCCCCAGUGCCUCAGCCCAUUUUUCAUUUGCACGGAGGACUGAUGGACGCCGCUGGUCAUUGGCCUCUCUCCCCUCCUCUGGCUAUGGGACAAACACACCUAGCUCCACUGUCUCUUCAUCCUGUUCCUCCCAGGAGAAGUUGCAUCAGUUACCAUACCAACCAACGCCAGAUGAAUUACACUUCUUAUCAAAACAUUUCUGUACCACAGAAAGCAUUGCCACUGAGAACAGAUGCAGGAACACGCCAAUGCGCCCCCGUUCCCGAAGUCUCAGCCCUGGACGUUCCCCCGCCUGCUGUGACCAUGAAAUAAUUAUGAUGAACCAUGUCUACAAAGAAAGGUUCCCAAAGGCUACAGCUCAGAUGGAAGAGCGUCUUAAGGAAAUUAUUACCAGCUACUCCCCUGACAAUGUCCUUCCCCUAGCAGAUGGAGUGCUUAGUUUCACUCACCAUCAGAUUAUUGAACUGGCUCGAGAUUGUUUGGAUAAAUCCCACCAGGGUCUCAUCACCUCGAGAUACUUUCUUGAAUUGCAGCACAAAUUAGAUAAAUUGCUACAGGAGGCCCAUGAUCGCUCUGAAAGUGGAGAAUUGGCUUUUAUUAAACAGCUAGUCCGCAAGAUCCUAAUUGUUAUUGCCCGCCCAGCUCGGUUAUUGGAGUGCCUGGAAUUUGAUCCUGAAGAAUUUUACUACCUAUUGGAAGCUGCAGAAGGCCAUGCCAAAGAAGGACAGGGUAUCAAAACUGACAUCCCCAGGUACAUCAUCAGCCAGCUGGGGCUGAAUAAGGACCCUUUGGAAGAAAUGGCUCAGUUGGGGAACUAUGACAGUGGGACUGCAGAAACACCAGAAACGGAUGAGUCAGUGAGUAGCUCUAAUGCUUCCCUGAAACUUCGAAGAAAACCUCGAGAAAGUGAUUUUGAAACGAUUAAAUUGAUUAGCAAUGGAGCCUAUGGGGCAGUCUACUUCGUUCGGCAUAAAGAAUCCCGACAGAGGUUUGCCAUGAAGAAGAUUAAUAAACAGAACCUCAUCCUUCGGAACCAGAUCCAGCAGGCCUUUGUGGAAAGGGACAUCCUGACUUUUGCAGAAAACCCCUUUGUUGUCAGCAUGUAUUGCUCCUUUGAAACGAGGCGCCACUUGUGUAUGGUCAUGGAAUAUGUAGAAGGGGGAGACUGUGCCACCUUAAUGAAAAACAUGGGUCCUCUUCCUGUUGACAUGGCCAGGAUGUACUUUGCUGAGACAGUCUUGGCCUUGGAAUAUCUGCAUAAUUAUGGAAUUGUACACAGGGAUUUGAAACCAGAUAACCUGUUGGUCACCUCCAUGGGGCACAUAAAGCUGACAGAUUUUGGAUUAUCUAAGGUGGGACUAAUGAGCAUGACUACCAACCUUUAUGAGGGUCAUAUUGAGAAGGAUGCCCGAGAGUUCCUGGAUAAACAGGUCUGUGGCACACCUGAAUAUAUUGCCCCCGAAGUGAUUCUGAGACAGGGCUAUGGGAAGCCGGUAGACUGGUGGGCCAUGGGGAUUAUCCUCUAUGAAUUUCUGGUUGGAUGUGUGCCAUUCUUUGGGGAUACUCCAGAAGAGCUAUUUGGACAAGUCAUCAGUGAUGAAAUCAACUGGCCUGAAAAGGAUGAGGCUCCACCACCAGAUGCCCAGGAUCUGAUUACCUUGCUGCUUCGGCAGAAUCCCCUGGAGAGGCUGGGAACAGGUGGUGCAUAUGAAGUCAAGCAGCAUCGGUUCUUCCGAUCUUUAGACUGGAACAGUUUGCUGAGACAGAAGGCAGAAUUUAUUCCCCAACUGGAAUCGGAGGAUGACACAAGUUAUUUUGAUACUCGGUCAGAGAAAUAUCAUCACAUGGAAACUGAGGAAGAAGAUGACACAAAUGAUGAAGACUUCACCGUGGAAAUCAGGCAGUUUUCCUCGUGCUCUCACAGGUUUUCAAAAGUUUUCAGCAGUAUAGAUCGAAUAACUCAGAAUUCAGGAGAAGAAAAAGAAGACUCUGGGGACAAAACCAAAAGCACAACUCUGCCAUCCACAGAAACAUUAAGCUGGAGUUCGGAAUAUUCUGAAGUACAACAGUUAUCGACAUCCAACUCUUCAGAUACUGAAAGCAACAGGCAUAAACUCAGUUCUGGCCUGCUUCCCAAACUGGCCAUUUCAACAGAGCGGGAGCAAGAUGAAGCCACCUCCUGCCCUGGAGACCCCCGAGAGGAGCCUGAAAAGCCAGUUCUUCCUCCUGAAGAGUGUACUCAGGAGGAGCCUGAGGUCACCACCCCGGCCAGUACCAUCAGCAGCUCCACCCUCUCAGUUGGCAGUUUUUCAGAGCACUUGGAUCAGAUAAAUGGACGGAGCGAGUGUGUGGACAGUACAGAUAAUUCCACAAAGCCAUCCAAUGAACCCGCUUCUCACAUGGCUCGACAGCGAUUAGAAAGCACAGAAAAAAAGAAAAUCUCGGGGAAAGUCACAAAGUCCCUUUCUGCCAGUGCUCUGUCCCUCAUGAUCCCAGGAGAUAUGUUUGCUGUUUCUCCAUUGGGAAGUCCGAUGUCUCCCCACUCUUUGUCCUCGGACCCUUCUUCUUCACGAGAUUCCUCUCCCAGCAGAGAUUCUUCAGCAGCUUCUGCCAGUCCCCACCAGCCCAUUGUGAUCCACAGUUCAGGGAAGAACUAUGGGUUCACCAUCCGAGCCAUCCGGGUGUAUGUGGGAGACAGCGACAUCUAUACAGUGCACCACAUCGUCUGGAAUGUAGAAGAAGGAAGUCCAGCGUACCAAGCAGGACUGAAGGCUGGAGAUCUGAUAACGAACAUCAACGGGGAACCAGUGCAUGGGCUUGUCCACACUGAAGUUAUAGAGCUGCUGCUAAAGAGUGGGAAUAAGGUGUCAAUCACUACUACUCCGUUUGAAAACACAUCAAUCAAAACAGGACCAGCCAGGAGAAACAGCUACAAGAGCAGGAUGGUGAGGCGGAGCAAGAAGUCGAAGAAGAAAGAAAGUCUAGAAAGGAGGAGAUCUCUUUUCAAAAAGCUAGCCAAACAGCCUUCUCCUUUGCUCCACACCAGCCGCAGUUUCUCCUGCUUGAACCGAUCCCUGUCAUCCGGAGAAAGCCUCCCGGGUUCCCCCACUCACAGCUUAUCUCCCCGAUCACCCACGCCCAGCUAUCGCUCCACUCCCGACUUCCCAUCUGGUACUAAUUCCUCCCAGAGCAGCUCCCCAAGUUCUAGUGCUCCCAAUUCUCCAGCAGGGUCUGGGCACAUCCGGCCCAGCACCCUCCAUGGCCUGGCUCCCAAACUCAGUGGGCAGCGAUACCGCUCUGGAAGGCGAAAGUCGGCUGGUAGCAUCCCACUGUCCCCAUUGGCCCGGACACCCUCUCCGACCCCCCAGCCCACCUCCCCUCAGCGAUCACCUUCCCCACUGUUGGGAUACUCCCUUGGCAAUGCUAAGAUUGCUCAAGCCUUUCCCAGCAAGAUGCACUCCCCACCCACCAUUGCCAGACAUGUUGUGAGACCCAAGAGUGCUGAGCCCCCGCGCUCCCCGCUGCUCAAGCGGGUGCAGUCUGAGGAAAAGCUGUCACCCUCCUAUGGCAGUGACAAGAAGCAUCUGUGCUCCCGUAAGCACAGCCUAGAGGUGACCCAGGAAGAGGUACAGCGGGAGCAGUCCCAGCGAGAGGUGACCCUGCAGAGCCUAGAGGAGAACAUGUGUGAUGCACCAUCCCUCAGCCGUGCCCGGCCUGUGGAACAAGGCUGCCUGAAACGCCCAGUGUCCCGGAAGCUGGGCCGGCAGGAGUCUGUGGAUGACCUGGACCGGGAUAAGCUGAAGGCCAAGAUGGUGGUGAAGAAACCAGAUGGCCUCUCAGAGAAACAAGAGUCCCACCAGAAACACCCCAGCUUCGGCAGUGAUUCAGAAAACCAUGCUCUCUUUAGACUAGAAGAGAGAGAGAAGAAAAGCUACCCCAAGGCAUUAGAAAGGUCCAGUCAUUUUGAAAACAAAGCAAUGGAGGCCCAGUCUCUGGGCAGCCUGCUAAAAGACGCACUUCACAAGCAGGCCAGCGUGAGGGCCAGCGAAGGGAUGGCCUCGGAUGGGGCAGCACCUGGCUGUAGCCUGGCAUCUGGGGAGCACAGCCAAGGUGCAGGUGACUUCAAACGGGUUUCCACCCCCAGCACCCUCCAAGACAGUGUCUGUCACUCCCCAGAGAGGUCCAUCCCUGGGAAGGCUGAAAACACAGAGAAGGCCUCCCAGGCCAAGGAGUUCCUCCGAGGCGAGAAGUUAGACAGCAAGCUGGCCAAUAUUGAUUACCUCCGAAAGAAAAUGACACUUGAAGACAAAGAUGAUAACCACUGCUCUGUGUUGAAGGCCAAGAUGGCAUCCAGUGCACACGAAUGCCUGUCAGGAAAUGCAGUCCGGCCUGUAGGUGGGCAGCAGGAAACCCCACAGGGCUCCGAGAGCCGGGCGUUCAUUAGCAGCACCCAUGUGGCUCAGAUGAGCUCUGUCUCCUUCGUUCCUCUCAAGGCCUUAGCUGGCCGGGGGGAUGGUGGACCAGAGAAGCCGGUAUUAGUUGCUCCUGAGUCUCCAGUCAGGAAGAGCCCCUCUGAGUAUAAGCUAGAGGGCAGGUCAGUGUCAUGUCUGAAGCCAAUUGAGGGCACAUUGGACAUUGCUCUCCUGUCUGGACCUCAUGCUUCUAAGACAGAGCUGCCUUCACCAGAGUAUGUACAGAGCCCCAGUCCAAGUGGUGACAUGGGGCCCUCUGUGCCACCAGCUCUCCUUGGAAGUAGUGGGAAAAAGUGUGACCCCAUCAACCUCAGAGAGCCUUCCCCUGCAAACUUGAAGAUGAAUAAAUCCUACCUGCUCGAGCCUCGGUUCCUGCCCCCUGGCCGGGGUCUCCAGAGCAUACCAACUCCCCUGCCCAACCCAGAGUUAAAACAGAACAGAAAAGUUUCCCAUCCUUCUGCCAGGAGCUCAGUAACAAUCAUGGAAAGUGACUCUCAGCAGAGAGAGAAUGGCUCCGUCAAACACCAAGACCAUUCCACAGACAGCAAGGUCCUCCCUGGCUCAGGGAAGACCAUGCACAGCACUGCUCCAGCCAGGUUAUGUGGUCCCCUCUUACCCAAAGAGGUCCCUGCAAGGGAGAAACCAAGCCUGAAGGAACCAUCUGAAAAGAGCCCUUCCACAGCGAGAAGUGAGCGGCCUGCCAUGAGGGCUGACAUGCACAGAAACCCCUCAAUGGAGCUGUGUCCUCCAGAGACUGCUAAAGUCAACGAGAAUUCCAAAAGUGUCCCUUCUGGGGGAAGGGCUUGCCCAGACUUCUGUGUGCAGACUCAAGCCAUGGAGAAAGUGUGGGGUACUUGUGCAAAAAUAAACCACAAAGAUGGCCGGGAUGAGGUUAGGUCCCUGACCAGGGAGGAGUCCUCCUUGAACAAAGCUGGGAUUCUUUGUGAGAAGGAGGUGAGCAAGGUAAGAAGUGACUUGGAACCCAAGCCUGAAACCCCUCCUGCCAGGUACACUCCACAGCCUCCUGGAACUGACAGUGGGAAGAGUGAGAAGCUCUCUGGUAUCCUCUCUUUGCAGAAACAGUGUCCCAAGGAGCCUGAGAGGAAAGAGCAGCCUCUUCAAAGGCACAUCAGCAGUGGCUUUCAACUCCCCCCGACCACCAAAGAGCUGCCCAGCCUGGCCCCUUGGCAGCAUUGCAGUUCCCCAAACCUCACUUCCAGCAAGGAGCCCGGGAUCCAGCCCACUGCUGCAGAACCCAGCCUCUGCCUCCAGGAUCCUCCCAGGCCUACUGCUAUGCACACUGAGAACAGUGGCCACAAGCCUCGGCCUGGCCUUGACCCUGGCCCCCCUAAAUCCAAGCACCCAGACAGGUCCCCCUCCUCACAAAAAAUGAGCAUUGGGACUGCAAAGGGCAAAGAGCUUGUCACUCAGCCCCCCAGUGGCUCCAGCAGAGAGGGGAAGGGCAACAGUAAGGGUGUGUUGGAUGUGUCCCCAGCCAUCCAGGGCAAAGCUAGUGAUGCGAUUGGCUGGGGAGAAAGUGGUCCUUCCAUCCCACUGCACCCUCCAGAGGGUCCCCUAAAUGCCAAACUGAAACCCACCAGUGAUGAACACCUUCUAGAAGUGCAGGAGAAGCCUGUGCAUUUGCCCAAGCAAGGACAUCCAGGGUUCAUUGAUGCUGUAGACCAGAAGCUUCCCACUGCCAAUGAAAAGCAAAGCCUGUCUCCAAAGCACCCCAAGCCAUCCACUGUGAAAGACUGUCCCCCUCUGUGCAGACAGACCGACAGAAGCUCAAGUCAGCAAGCCACCACCAUGGAUAGGAAGCCAGAAGGCAAGAAAUGCACAGAAGCACUUUAUAUUCCAGCGGCAGAUGCAGGCAAGCUGGAAGCCAGCUCUCACAUGCACGGUGAGAGCCAUCAGAAAAGUGCAGAGAGGCCAGCCUUGGGGCCGGGGAAGGGCUUUCUAGAGGCCAAAGGGAAAGUACCUGCUCCCCAGAAGCCACUGGCGGAGGCAGGCAAGCCUAGCAAUAUGAAGCGGUCACCCUCAGCCACUGGGCAGGGUUCCUUCCACUCUGUUGCCCUUCCAGAGAAGUCUCUGAGCUACUCCUCCGGCAUCCCUGAGGCCUGGGCAGGAGGACGAGAGGCUGCAGCAGCCAACAGUGACCCCUCUUCUGCUAAAGCCAAUGGGGGCACACCUGAGUCUGUAGCCCCCAGUCAUAGGGACCAUAGAAAGUCCCAGUCUGGGGAGGACAGCAGAACCCAAAUGACAAAGAGCGACUCUCUGCCAUCCUUCUGCCUCUCUACCACUGCCCAAGAGUCACACCACACUGACCUACAUGUGCCUGGCGGAUCUGGCCACAGGCACAGGGCGCUCUCAGUAACCGCCAUGGGAGAAACCAAAGGGAGAGAGCCUGCCCAGCCUCCCCCGGCCAGGAAACAGAACAUGGGCAGGGAGGUGACCAAGGUGCCCCCAGCCCCAAACACAGACCGUCCCCUCACCCUUUCCUCAGAGAAGGAUUUUGUGGUGCGUCAGAGGCGGGGCAAAGAGAGUUUGCGAAGUAGCCCUCACAAAAAGGCCUCCUAACUGAGUAGGUCUGUGGGGACCUGGCCUGAAAUGGAACUGGGUCUUGACCACCUUUUGAUACCAGCACUGUAUGGGGACGUCCUCCAGGUAAAUUAGCUUGGAGCUUCACUGAGGAGGGGGAAAAUGAGAGACAGAAAGAGGGAACCUUCUUCCAGAUGCCUUCCCAGUUGUAAUGGGUAAAACUUACCAAGAUAGUGUUUGUACAAAAAAAUACCUUUACAGCAGAGGGCUGCUGAGGAAAGAGAUUCUCUCUGUAAAUACCUAGCGAUGUGUUUGGUUUGGGAUGUCGAGUCUGUACCUUGCUGCUGAUUGCAUCACUUACUACAGCUUUUCUGAGUUAAGAUCUUUGCUUUACCACUUAUCAUAAUGUAGUAAUGAAGCAAAAUGGUCAAAACUGGGUGUGUGUUAUCCAUACAUCCACAGUCAUGUAUGUACACAUCCACCUACAUGUUUUGGUCUGUGGUUUGAGAAUAUUUCAAGGCUCCAUUUUUAUAAGUAGAGUUCAAGAUGAAAGAAUGCCCUAAAUACAGUAGAUUGUACGUUUUUAUGUGUAUUUUAAACCAGAGUUUCUGAUAGUACUGUAUCUGGCUAUCCGUAUUUCCAGAUCUAAAGCAAGAACUGGUCCAGUCACUGCAUUUGGAAUCCACCAUUAAGAAUGGCCAGGACAAAUGGAGCUAGCUAUUUAUCUCACAGUCAUCCUGCUAGACAUUUUGGUCCUUAGGACCAACUGUCAAAGGCCAGUUGUUGUUGUUUUGGGAUUAUAUGUUUGGUCUUCGCAUGAGGAAGAGCAGGGACUAUAAACACCCAUCAACUUCAUUUCUGUUCUUUCUUUCCCUUCUUUUCAAGCUCUUGCACUCAGGCUAUGAGUGACGAGUCCAAGAAGCACACACUUUGUGCUGGUUCUGCACCAGCCCUGCUCUUGAAUGGAAAGGAAAAUUACUGGCUGCACACAAAUCUGCUAGUACUUAGGUCAAUUAAUAGCAUCAGGCAUUGGAAGAAGUUUUAAAUUUGCUUUCUUUUUUGAGGAAAAGAAGGGGGGUGGAUUUUAGCAUCAUAACAUAUAUAUUAAGGAAUAAUCAGGACAUCAGAUACAUUUUAAUACAUAGUCGGGGCCUUAUGUUGUAGACGAAGCUUGCUGUUUUUAGCAAGUUCCUGGGUUUCACAUUCAUUUCUGAUGCAUUGAGUAGCUCCAUAUAUAUCAUAACACGAUCUCUUUAUUUGUAUGCAAAAAAAAUACUGUAUUAAUGAAGAGCAGUAUUUUUGUAAAAAUGGGGCUAUUUGGUGCUUGAAUGUGACCAUCCUUUUUACUUUUGCUAAGCCUUAUUUAAAUUUUGUAUACCAUGAAAUAUAUAGAAUUUGUCAAAUCAUUUUAGUGCUGAGGGUUUUUGAUUUGUUUUAUGUUGUUGCAGUUUUGAAGUGGCUUGUUUUGAAUUGUAAGAUGGCACUUGCUGACAUGAGUACUAAGGCACUAAGAGACAAUGGAGACAAAGCAGAUAAGUAUUUAUAAGAUGCUUGGGAUCCAUCACAGGAUUUUUGUUUUGUAAGAGGAGAAACUUACCAAUAAAUAACUAAUUUAGCACCAACCGCUCCUUGGGGAUGUCGUAGUAUCUUCAUGCUAUAAAAUUAUUUUUGUAAGCACAGCCUCAUCUUACCGCCCUGUUGGAUUGUAAAUCAUCUAGCAAGGCUGUAAACACUCCAAAAACAAAAGGCAUAACUUAACCGACUAUCCGGUUGUCCUUCAUUGUAAAGCGAGUUGGCACUGGCAUAAAGAAAAGAAAAAUGUAUCCUCUUUGCCCCUGUUUUGUUUUUGUUUUCCCCAUGCAGUUUUAGCUAUUCCCAGUCACUACAUUGUGAAACUGUAGAAGAAACAAAUGCAUUUUUUACACGAACUCAAAUGGGUUUCAAAAGUGGUCUCAACACUUAAAAUACAUAUCUGCCUGGCAGUUGUCAUACCCCAAUCUUCACUCAGACAUCGAGACAGGUCUAUUCGGGAGGCAGUUCAUGGUUUACAGCCUUUGCUUUUUAACUGUCCAGUUUUCUUUAAAGCACAACUAGCUGCUUGUUUACAAAGGAUAUUUUUAUGUGUAUUUUGUAUAGUGUAUUAUCAUUUUUGCCAAAUAUGUUUUUGCAUUUUGGAAGAGUAAAGAGUACUUAAGGUUGCAUUCAUGUGAUACCUGUUUGUUAUUGUGUACCUCUCCAAUCAGCUGGUAGAAAUUCUUCUGUGUUCUGUUUGGUCAGUCUCUGUGUGGUUGUAAGACGUGCCCCUGGGUAGUACUUCCAGCUGUAGACUUACCAGCUUAAAAGUUUGUUAGGAUCUGUGCAAUAAAGUGUUUGCAGUCUUAUUUUCUCUAAGAAGUUCCCCCAUGGAUGUCAUAAUUGUUGUAUAUUGAACAAAUAUUUAUACUUAUGCAGUUGCAUAACAUUGAAUAAAAA
This is a messenger RNA of Castor canadensis (American beaver), 11328 nucleotides long. Lineage: Eukaryota; Metazoa; Chordata; Mammalia; Rodentia; Castoridae. The record is from RefSeq and is a predicted model, not a curated record.